AUGUCGAGCAAACGGAACAGCGGCGACUGGACCGUCGUGUCGACGAUGACGACGCCGGCCGCCUCGCGACGGCCCGCCUCCGUGAGGGAGAAGCUGUCCGGCUUCGUCCGCCGCGGCCGCGGGCUGGCGAAGAAGACCACCAUGUCGGUCCUCGGCGAGUCACGGCAUGAGCGGCCAUCGCUCGACGAGAGCCUGCACCCAAAGGUCCUCCCGCGGGUCCAGGUCCAGGACUUUGGGACGUCGAGCCUCGACAUCGACCUGCUGUCGCUCGAGGCCUUCCGCGAUGUCCAGCAGCCCGAGAAGAAGAAGGAGGCGGAGGAGCAGCAGAAGAAGCCUCAGCGGACGACCUCGUCGUCGACGACGCCCAUCGCCGACAUGUUCGCCAGGAAGGCCGCGACGACGACGAACACCACCACCACCACCACCAUCGCGCCUUCAGCGCCGGCGGUCGUCGAUCAGCUGCCGCCUUCACUUGACACGUCUUCACCGUCACGCUACUCACCACCCGUAAGGAAACCCGCCAGGGCCCCCACCCAGGAACGUCGCCCUGGCCCUGCUGCUCCCGCCUCCGCUGCCGCUUCCGCUGCCGGUGCCGGUGCCGCUCAUCAUCACACUGCACACGCGGCACACUCAUCAACUUCAAGCCCUGCCGUCACCGUGACCAUCAUCAGCUCAUCCAGUCAUGUUCAAACACACAACCCGAGGCCCUGGCCACCCCUAGCAACCUCGCGUACAGUAGCGCCCACUCGCGUUCAACCCGUACCCGCCGCCGAGGACUCAAAACCGCCUGCCAGGGUGCAGCUGCGUGAGCCACGACGCGCCGCGUUCACUCCAGCGGCACCCACCGGCGCCCCCGUCACCGCCACGCCAGGACCCUUUCUCGCCAGGCCCCGCCAACAUGCCGGUGCCUUUGCCGUUGCCGAGCAACAACGGCUCACGCCGCACCAACACCACGAACGCCAAAGCGCGGAGAAGAAGCGCCACUCAACGCCCACGGCGAUGCUCUCCUUGUCGUCGACGUCGGCGUCCUCCUCGACGGCGGCGACUCCGGCGGGGCCGAACCCGUCGCCCGCGGAGAUCCCCCGGACGGACCGGAGACGGUCCUGGCAACCGGCGCCGACAUUAGCGCCGUCGGCUGCUGCUGCUGCUGCUCAUAUGCCGAGACCGUCCGCGCCGCCGUCCGCCUCGGCGCCGUGGCGCGGGAUCCCCAAUCGACAGACGUCGGUACGCCUCGGCGCGGACCGCCUCGCCUGGAUCCGGGAGCUCGAGGCCGGCAAAAGGAACCGGUCUUCCGUCAACGGCGACCUCCCCGUGCUCAAGACGAUGCAGGGCAGCGUGGCCGACAAGCUGGCCAGGUUCGAGAGCAGACAGCAGGAGCAGCAGCAGCAGCAGCAGCAGCUCCAGAAACCGCCGCUUCAGGGCCUCCCCCUCACGCGGUCCAACUCGACCCGGAGCCGUCCGUCGUCCAUCGCCGACACCUUCUCCUCGUACGGGGGCGGCGGCGGCGGCGGGGCCACGACCCGCUCGUCGCUCGACAGCCACCGCGCCUCGUCCGUCUUCUCGCACUACGACGACUCGUUCCGCGAGAAGCUGGAGCUCAUCACGGGCAAGGCCGGCCGCGAGGCCGACGAGGACAAGAAGGAGGAGGAGAAGCCCCCUCUGACGCGCGUCACCUCGACCUUUGUGUCGGUGGAGAGGAGGAGGAAGCAGGCCUGCGUCGACAAGGCACAGCCGGUUUGA
Colletotrichum destructivum is the source of this 1740-nucleotide messenger RNA. RefSeq lists its product as uncharacterized. The coding region runs from base 1 to 1740 and encodes 579 amino acids. The record is from RefSeq and is a predicted model, not a curated record. Lineage: Eukaryota; Fungi; Ascomycota; Sordariomycetes; Glomerellales; Glomerellaceae. The transcript has a single exon.